AUGUGUAGAGCUCUUGCUCGGGUGCUUGCACCACCUCCUUCCAUUCUUGGGUUGUUACCACCUCCUUCCUUGCUUAGGAUGUUGGUUUCUUUGGCUUUGGGAAGUGUUAUCCCAGGUUUGCUCUUGGAUUGGCUGUUGCUUCGCUAUUGGUGGUUUGGUGGUUUCGUUUUUGUUGGAGUGAUUGAGUCUUUGAUGUGGCGAUGUCUCGGUCUUCAUGGAAGCAGCGGCAACGGUACUUUGAUGUUUGGUGGUGUUUCUGCUUUUGAUUGGCUCUGGCUUUAUCCCAGUUUUGGCAGGAAGAUGAACUACCUAUUGACGACGCUGACGAAGAAGCAAGAGGUGGAUUCUCUCAUCAGAUCCACCAUCGACAAAGUCCUCGUCCUCCGCUUCGGCCGAGCUUCCGAUUCCGUCUGCCUCCUCCUCGACGACGUCCUCGCCAAAACGGCGCGAGAGGUCUCAAGGUUCGCAGCAGUUGCGCUCGUGGAUAUCGAUUCUGAGGACAUUCAAGUCUACGCCAAAUACUUCGACAUCACUCUGAUUCCAUCGACGGUGUUCUUCUUCAAUGCCCACCACAUGAAGAUGGACUCGGGAACAGCCGAUCACACCAAAUGGGUCGGUGCGUUUCAGCGAAAACAGGACUUCAUUGAUGUCGUGGAGGCGAUUUUUAGAGGAGCUAUGAAAGGGAAGCUGAUCGUGAGCUGCCCGUUGCCGCCGGAACGAAUACCCAAAUAUCAGUUGCUGUACAAAGAUGUGUAG
Messenger RNA from Prunus armeniaca (apricot), 756 nucleotides. Lineage: Eukaryota; Viridiplantae; Streptophyta; Magnoliopsida; Rosales; Rosaceae. The record is from the annotation of a GenBank genome assembly.